AUGAGGAACAGAAAACCUUCAGUGCUCCCCUCACUUAUCGGGGUCAUGUUGCUCUGGCCGUAUGUACUCACCAAGAGUGUCUCAUCCAAACUGCAAACUGCAGACAGCGCCUCCCUAUCUGCAGGAGAGCGCCCUCAUGUGGCGAAGCGGUCGACACAGAGCUGCGACAGCUCGUAUGACAACUUCUGCCUGAACAACGGUCAUUGCAUGCUGCUGGUGGACAUCAACGAGCACCACUGCAAGUGUGAGAGCGGCUAUUACGGCCCCAGGUGUAGCAAUCCAGAGCUUGUCGUCCAGCCAAUGGGAGAAGAGCAGAUCAUUCUUACCAUUUUCUGUGUGGGUUUGCUGAUUAUAGGUCUGUCUGGAGCUCUGUACUUCUUCUGCAAAUGGUAUAAGAAAAACAGAUUCCCACGUCAACAGAAACGGCAGGGUUACAAAGGAGUUCAGACGGCUUAA
Molecule: messenger RNA, 456 nt
Organism: Scomber scombrus (Atlantic mackerel)
Lineage: Eukaryota; Metazoa; Chordata; Actinopteri; Scombriformes; Scombridae
Product: proepiregulin-like
Exons: 5
Coding region: 1-456 (151 amino acids)
Biological process (GO): epidermal growth factor receptor signaling pathway; positive regulation of cell population proliferation; positive regulation of mitotic nuclear division
Source: RefSeq, a predicted model, not a curated record